This is a messenger RNA of Tinamus guttatus (white-throated tinamou), 1488 nucleotides long. It is a transcript of the gene GPM6B, whose product is annotated as glycoprotein M6B. Lineage: Eukaryota; Metazoa; Chordata; Aves; Tinamiformes; Tinamidae. Gene Ontology annotation, cellular component: myelin sheath; membrane raft; plasma membrane. The record is from RefSeq and is a predicted model, not a curated record. Gene Ontology annotation, biological process: axon development; central nervous system myelination; negative regulation of serotonin uptake. Gene Ontology annotation, molecular function: structural constituent of myelin sheath.
CGGGACACAAUCGGAGGCAGAAUGGCUAUUUUAUAAGCGGGGUCCGCGGUGACGUAUGGCUGAGCGUUUCCUGGCACGGAGCUUCGCGGACCAGUAAGCGGAGCGAAAUUGAAGCUGACAAGACUUUCCGCGUUUUGGAGAGGACUGUGAUCUACUGUAGGGGAGAACAGAGCCGCUCAAUCAGCGCAGCUGUAAAUAGGAGGCGGAAGGGAGUAAGAAAGGAGGCAAAGAGAAAAAGUGCUCGCCGGGGGGGCGGGGGCGAGCAUUUUUGGUGGAUGGUAUGAAGCCAGCCAUGGAAACUGCAGCGGAGGAAAAUGCAGAACAAAGCCAAGAGAAAAAAGUUAUCACCAGACCAGAAAUGGAAAUUGGCAGGUACCACUGGAUGUACAGGAGUUCAAGGCCACACCGGUACCAUCAUGUGCCAGCAUUGAGAGGCAGUAUUAGUCCUUUGGGGAUUCAAGGUUGCUUUGAAUGUUGCAUUAAGUGCCUGGGAGGGGUGCCCUAUGCCUCGCUGGUGGCCACCAUCCUGUGCUUCUCGGGGGUCGCGCUGUUCUGCGGCUGCGGCCACGUGGCGCUCACGGGGACCGUCUCCAUCCUCGAGCAGCACUUCUCCACAAAUGCCAGUGACCAUGCUUUGCUGAGCGAAGUAAUACAGCUAAUGCAGUAUGUAAUUUACGGCAUUGCAUCAUUUUUCUUCUUGUAUGGAAUAAUCCUUUUGGCAGAAGGCUUUUACACGACAAGCGCUGUGAAGGAGCUGCAUGGGGAGUUCAAGACGACAGCCUGCGGCCGCUGCAUCAGCGGGAUGUUUGUCUUCCUCACCUACGUGCUGGGAGUGGCCUGGCUCGGCGUCUUCGGCUUCUCUGCUGUGCCCGUCUUCAUGUUCUAUAACAUAUGGUCAACCUGCGAAGCCAUCAAAACGCUUCAGAUGAAUAUGACGGUUCCAGGGGACCAGGUCUGCGUGGAUAUCAGGCAAUACGGCAUCAUCCCGUGGAACGCGGUGCCGGGCAAGGCGUGCGGGCCCAUCCUGGAAAACAUCUGCAACACCAACGAGUUCUACAUGUCUUAUCACCUGUUCAUCGUGGCCUGUGCUGGAGCUGGUGCCACCGUCAUAGCGCUGAUCCACUUCCUCAUGAUACUGUCCUCUAACUGGGCCUACUUAAAGGAUGCGAGCAAAAUGCAGGCCUACCAGGAUAUCAAAGCAAAAGAAGAGCAGGAGCUUCAGGACAUCCAGUCUCGGUCCAAAGAGCAACUCAAUUCUUUCACAUAAAUGUUUGCCACAGUAAUUGAGCAGAAGAAUUCGGUAGCUCUGACAAAUCAGCCACUAGCUGCUCUGCAGCACCGAUCUGUGUCUACCAAACAAAAUAAUGCGAAGUGCAAAAGCUUCAAAUUCAAACUCCUGGAGACCUGUACAUAGGGAACGCUUCCCGCGGGUAAUCUUCCAUCCCUUAAUACAGAGAAUGGAGGGUUUAGUCCAGGCAUUUUAAAAGG